Molecule: messenger RNA, 4492 nt
Organism: Paramuricea clavata
Lineage: Eukaryota; Metazoa; Cnidaria; Anthozoa; Malacalcyonacea; Plexauridae
Source: the annotation of a GenBank genome assembly
AUGGCUAUAGCCGCUCGUCGUGUUAAUAACGAAAUAACAAAUUUAUGUGCCACUUCCAACCCAUCAAUUCUGCGCAAAACGUCCAAAGAAGAUCUCGCUAAAUUUUCGUGGGAGAAUAUUCAUAAAGAAUUGAAAGAAAGAGCGCCGAUGUUCAUGCGCUUUAUUGAAGCUUCUGUCCAGAACCCUUCCCAGGCAAAAAAUGUAAACAAAAAGGACGAUAACCUCAUACCACCUAUGUGUGACGCUGCUUCUCAACUGAUCUCCAUUUUUAGCGAAGGAAUGUGUGCUACCAGAAGAAUAAAGGGCGUAAUUCUUAAGAAGAACGGGCUGAAGAAAAUCGGUUUCCAAAGAUUGGCUCGAUUAUACGCGUGUAUGGGGUAUAAGUCAACUAACAAAAUGUUCGAAACUUUUGCCAAAGAUUUUGACAUCAAAUUAUUGACAUGGAAAGAACAGGUAGAGAAAGAUGUGAAAAAAGAAAGGGAAAUUUUGUCAAAGUCGAGUAAGCUGGAUCCGAAUGCUGAAGAAGAGAUUAUUUCGGAAGCCAAUAAGCUUCAAAAACACCGAGAGAAUAUGCAUCCGUCGUACUCAUUCGCAGGAGAUAAUGUGGACUUUAUUAUAAAGCCCAGACAAAUGAUGAAAUCUAAACAGAACAAAGACUUCCAUAUGUUUCAGAACGUUGCAUACGAAAACAGGAUUUCACCUAACAAUCUAAGCGAUGAUCAGCCCAUUGUCGACGUAGACAAAAUAUCAUGGUUAACCUUUCUUCCAAGUGCAAUGGAACAAACAAGUUUAGCUGAAGAAAUCACUGUUAUGGUAUGUCAACUAUGGGCGAAGUACAUUCCUGCUUUGAGUUGGUUCAAUGGUUAUGUUCCUACACACAUUCCUCACAAGCACAUGGAAGAUGUUAAGAAGAAGACAAACAAGGUAAAUGAUAGUAAUUCAUACGCAUUUCUGAUUAACGCAUUGCUGAGAAUAUAAAUAAUGGUUACAUUAUUUAUAUUCUUUAAAGGUGAUCUACAGUCCGUAUGUAAACAAAGCCUUUGUUUACAUUUUUGCGUCCAAAAUAUUGAGCUUUAUUCGACAACUAUUUAUAAUUUCAAGCUUCUAGAGUAUAAUAAAUGAUCAAGAAACAACAAUCAGGCUUUGCAAGAACCAAAAACAUAGUUAAACUGUUUGUAUCAUAAAAAGUGGGCUCCUUUGUGCACAUGCGCAGAUUGGACUGUAGAUCACCUUUAAAAAAAUUGCCCUGGAUUUUGAGACUUGUCCCAGGAAUGCAAAAAUGCAGGCCAUAUAUAUACCCCUCCAACCCAAAUAAGAAAUUGCUUACAACAGCACUGGGGUACAAGGCAUAUUUUAAUGAUUUAGCAGUGGGGGGCCAUAACUGAAGCCAAGCACCGAAAGCACAAGCCUUGCAUGGGUGUCCGGGGGGAUCCUUCCCCGCAAAAUUUUGAAAUCUGGAGUCUCUGAAAUUGCCAUUUCAUGCAUUUUUCGGAGGCGAUUUUAAAUAAUUCUGAAUACUAAAAAAGUGAAUGUUUUAUUUCAAUAAAAUUUUUUAUUAACUUAUACAUAUGAUAUAGCAUCUGAGUCAAUUCCAUUUUGUGGACAUUACAAUCAGAGACAGAGGCCAAAAAUUAAAAUAAUAAUUUGCAUUACUUAACUUCGUGUAUAUAUUAAAAUAUAGUCAUUUUGUGUUUUUAAUUAAAACUUAAUUUCAAACCAUAAAAGUCAUAAAAGCAUUAAUAUUUCAUCAAAUACAUACAAAGUCAUACCAUUCACACUGUAACGAUCCAAUGUAUUAUUGUCUGAGGUAACAGUUUAAAUGCAAUAAUAUGUUAAAAGGGCCCAGGGAGUGGGGGCAAUUUUGUGUGAGUGGCCCGGCCAAAUUGCCCCCCCCCCAGUAUAUAUGUUAAAAUAUGCCUUCCUGGGGUAUAUACAACUAUUUUAAUACAUUUGUUUGGAACAGGUACAUUUAGGUGUUCUUCGGAAAAACGAGCAAUACGAGGAAGAUAUGAUAGACAUAUUGGAGUGGAUUCACAAAUAUGUUCCAGGCCAUUCAGAUAAGGAUGAUCAACCUGGUACUUUAGUAAAAGUAUUAAAUAGCGGUGAUUACCUUACUCAUGAGCGGAACAAAUCAGCACAAUCAGCAAUGCAAGAUGGAAGAACACCAUCUGCAAAAUUACUUGGUCUAGUAAGUAAGUUUGAAGAUUUCCACACUCAAUGCGAAUGGUUAAAGGUACAGUAUAAAUAUUGACCAUCAGCUCGCAAUAGCCCAAACACCCAUAUUUUAGCAUUUUACUCUGUCUAACACCAGACAAUGUUACCCACUUGUUGAAGAGUGUUAACAGUGCCUCUUGUUAAACCAUUAUAUUUAAAUGAGCCCAAAUGUUCACAUUUAGCACCUUUGCUUUGUCUAUUACCAGACAAAUUAACUUCAGCAGAAGAGUAAUGCAAGUAUAUAAUUAGAAAUAAUUUUAAUCUUUGUCAUAUGUAGUCUUUAUGAGGAGCAACUUAUACUAGUGAUCAGGAUUUUGCCAUUAUUUUUAGAUAUUGCCCAUCAUAACCAAAUGAGAAAUUCUUUCCACUUAGUAAUCAGAUGAAAAGUGUUGCUACAUCUGUACAUCUUAAUCAUUAGAGUAAGAUGUACAGCUGUAGCAACACUUUUCAUUUGAUUACUAAGAUCAUGCAGUAAUUACUGGAAACAAUUUCUCAUUUGGUUAUGAUUGGCAAUAUCUAAAAAUAAUGGCAGAAUCCUGAUCACUAGUAUAAGUUGCUCCUCAUAAAGACUCUAAGCUACAUAUGACAAAGAUUAAAAUUAUUUCUACACACACCCACAUUAGCCACCAUAUAAAUGAGAGUUGUCUUAAAUGCUGUUGGAACUACUCCAGCUAUCACUACGAUUUAUUUAUCGUGGAAUGGGUAUUGGUAGGAUGUGAUAUAAGCCUAAAUGCUUCAAAAUGUUCAUCCAACGGAACAAUUCUCCCAAUCUGUCUGUCCAAUGGACAUGAAAGGCAGCCUCAGCCUAGACAUAGGCCUUUACUCGACUUUGGCAUUAGCAGGUGGCAGCUGCUAUGGCAUUAGGCUAAUGACAUUACAGGGUAGAAAUGGAAGGCUUUUGUCUAGGCUGAGGCAGCCUUUAAAUGCAGUGCUAGGUUAUGCAUCAAAGCCACAAACAACCUCGUACCCAGGCUCUUUCCUGAGGAAAGAGCCUGGGUACGAGGUUGAGCCAUUAAGUAUUUUUCUGAAAGGACGUAAACUUUAAUCUGACCAUUCUUAGAAGUGUAUGAUAAAAAUGCUGGUGAAAGCUGUGUACAUUAUUUAUUGAAUUUUAUUCACAAGUAUUCAAUGGUUAAAAGUACUGUUUCUUAUUUUAAAGGUCAUAUGGCUGCAUUUAUAUAGUGUAUCAUCUGUAAGAGAUCCUGGAACUCUUUAUCAUGCAAGAAAUUUAAUCUGUGCAAGAAAUGUAACAAAGGAUCCUUCCAAGAAUUAUUAUGCAGCAAGUGAGUUCUUAGAUAAGUUUGGUGAUGCCUAUUUGGUUGCUGGUGCUCUUGAUCAUUUUGGAAUGACAUCAAUGAAUGAUGAACAAACGGUUAAUAAAUAUGAGAGUCUUCCAAAUGAUGAAGAGGCCAAACAAAGCUAUGUUCAGAGAACUGUUCGAAAUUUUAUUGACAAACAUGUCAUGAAUCAAAUGCCACAGCAGGAAUCUGCAGUGAUGAUUGACAACAUGACUUGCCGGUACUGUGGUAAGAAGUAUGUACGAAGAAGUUACCUUAAUAAACACGAGAAGGAGCAUGGCCACGUUGAGGACACGCAGGAGUCUACCAAUAUGAUAACCUGUGAACAGGAUCACAUUUAUAACUACACACGACAGGUAUUAGUUUUGCUUCUUUUACGGAUAAACCACAACAAUGCCAUAAGUCUUGGGGAUGGCGGUCGAGUUGUUCGAACUUACAAGUUCUUUUAUCUGUUCUUUAAAAUUUCUGGAUGCCCUAAAUAUGCAUAUGCUACCCUUGAGUUAUUAGCACAGAUAAAUUAUCUGUUAAGUCCAAGGUUAUCAUACUCAUUGACAUGGAAUAGAUUCGUUAAUCACAAAGGACUUAUUGAUUCAAACCAUCCGAUAGAUCUAGAUGUUGAACAUGACAACAAAUCGUUUAAAACAGACAUUCAUAGUUUCCGAGGAGAGAUCACAGACAAAAGUAUCUCACGAGUAAGUCAGAGCAUUGAGGUGUCCAACGCAAUUUUGGCUAGUCAUGAUAAAUCAGCAUGUGUUCGGAAGCCAUCUGGGAGACACUCGAAGAUCUCGAAUGAAGAUGAUGUCAAGAUUCUAGUUGAAGAGUUUCAGCAAGCAGAACUAUACAAGUGCAUUCCCGGGCGGUGCCACAAAGCCUUUCCAAACAUGAAGGAAAAUUUACUUGAUGAAUUGGACAUGACCAAGUUCCAGCUAUGGGUGAAGAAUUCAAUGAAAAAGUUUUGUGAAAAGAGCUACUACAAAUAA